Elephantulus edwardii (Cape elephant shrew) is the source of this 402-nucleotide messenger RNA. RefSeq names its product cardiotrophin 1 (gene CTF1). NCBI's taxonomy places the organism in Eukaryota, Metazoa, Chordata, Mammalia, Macroscelidea, Macroscelididae. The coding region runs from base 1 to 402 and encodes 133 amino acids. The record is from RefSeq and is a predicted model, not a curated record. The transcript has 4 exons.
AUGAGCCGGAGGGAGGGAAAUCUGGAAGACCCCCAGGUUGACUCUUCAAUUUCACUCCUUCCUCACCUGGAGGCCAAGAUACGUCAGACUCACAGUCUUGCUCACCUCCUCACCAAAUAUGCUGAGCAGCUGUUCCAGGAAUAUGUGCAGCACCAGGGAGACCCCUUCGGGCUGCCGGGCUUCUCGCCGCCGCGCCUGCCGGUGGCCGGUCUGAGCGCCCCGGCGCCGAGCCACGCGGGGCUGCCCGCGCCCGAGCGGCUACGCCUGGACGCCGCGGCCGCCGCCUCCACUGGCGUCUUCCCCGCCAAGGUGCUGGGCUUCCGCGUGUGCGGCCUUUACCGCGAGUGGGUGAGCCGCACCGAGGGCGACUUGAGCCAGCUGGUGCCUGGGGGUCCGGCCUGA